UUUUGUUGAAAUUAAAAAAAAUGAAUGCUUAACGUCAUGCAAACGAUCAGUAUUUCGCGUUCGUGAUUUUAGUGAUAAAUGGUGAUAUAGUGGACAAUUGUUUGAUGUUCUCAUAAAAAAUAUGAAAAUGGAGUUUGAGAAAAUGAUAGAAGACACCUAUCCAAAUCAGCAACAGACAUCGCUGAAGACCCUGGAGACGGGGACGCGGCCGGUGCCGAGCAGCGCCGGGUACACGUCAGAGCGGGACGCCUGCCUCAACUACUUCACACGAUGGAACGAGACCGACCAGGUCGAGUUCGUGGAGCAGCUGCUGGCGCGCAUGUGCCACUACCAGCACGGGCACAUCAACGCGUACCUCAAGCCCAUGCUGCAGCGGGACUUCAUCAGCCUGCUGCCCAAAAAAGGCCUAGACCACGUGGCAGAAAACAUCUUAUCCUACCUGGACGCGGCGUCCCUCUGCGCCGCCGAGCUGGUCUGUCGCGAGUGGCAGCGCGUCAUCAGCGAGGGCAUGCUGUGGAAGAAACUGGUGGAGAGGAAAGUGAGGACGGACUCCCUGUGGCGCGGGCUGGCUGAGAGGCGCGGGUGGAUCCAGUACCUGUUCAAACCGAAGCCGGGCUGGCAGCACCCGUCGCACGCGUUCUACAGACAAUUGUUCCCCAAGAUCAUACAGGACAUCCGAUCCAUUGAGGACAACUGGCGCGGCGGCCGGCACAACCUACAGAGGAUAAACUGCAGAUCGGAGAAUUCUAAGGGCGUGUACUGCCUGCAGUACGACGACAACAAGAUCGUGUCGGGCCUCCGAGACAACACCAUCAAGAUAUGGGAUAGGAAAACGUUGCAGUGUGUUAAGGAGCUCCAAGGCCACACGGGCUCAGUCCUCUGUCUCCAAUACGACUCUCGCGCCAUCAUCAGCGGCUCGUCAGACAGCACGGUGCGAGUGUGGGACGUGGCCACGGGCGCCAUGCUCAACACGCUGAUCCACCACUGCGAGGCCGUGCUGCACCUGCGGUUUAGCAACGGCAUGAUGGUCACUUGUAGUAAGGACCGUUCGAUAGCAGUAUGGGACAUGACCUCGACAACAGAGAUCAUGCUGCGGCGCGUGCUGGUCGGGCACCGAGCCGCCGUCAACGUCGUGGACUUCGACGAGAAGUACAUCGUCAGCGCCUCCGGAGAUAGGACCAUUAAGGUGUGGAACACCUCAUCCUGCGAGUUCGUGCGAACCCUAAACGGCCACAAACGGGGCAUCGCGUGCCUUCAAUACCGGGACCGGCUCGUCGUGUCUGGCUCCAGCGACAACACCAUCCGGCUGUGGGACAUCGAGUGCGGCCAGUGCAUCCGCGUGCUGGAGGGCCACGAGGAGCUGGUGCGGUGCAUACGAUUCGACAACAAGCGGAUAGUGAGCGGCGCGUACGACGGCAAGAUCAAGGUGUGGGACCUCCCCGCGGCGCUCGACGUUCGCACGCCCCACCAGGACCUGUGUUUAAGGACGCUAGUGGAGCACACGGGGCGCGUGUUCCGGCUGCAGUUCGACGAGUUCCAGAUCGUGUCCUCGAGCCACGACGACACCAUCCUCGUGUGGGACUUCCUCAACUACGGCGCGCAGCCGGCGCCGCAUCCGGAGCGAGACUGAUAAGGCAGAGCUGCCAACGGACUUUAUUUAUACAAAUCGCGAGCUCGCGGCUUGCGCACAGCCGGGACGAGUGAUAGUGAACGAACAGUGAAUACACCACGCAGUGAACGGACUAGCGGAGUGAAUAAAUAACUAUGACAAGUGACUGAAAAACUGGCUAUUGAAGAAUAGAUGCUGCUGGUUGAAUAGUCCACUAGACGCUUAAAAUGUAAAAAAAACAAAAGCUGAAAUGUUUGUGUGAGCUGCGCCCUGAUUGGUUGGUUUAGUUUAAGCUGCGCGCGGAUUGGCUGCCGGGUCAGGCUAUCGAUGGAUUGUGUGUCUGUUAUUGGUGACCAAAAUACGUCAGUUCUUCCAUGAUUGGUUUGUAUAGGUGUCGAGUUGUUUUUCGUUUUUGAACGUAUCGUUUGAGCUAGCCCAAGUGUUCGACUAUUUGUAAAUGCUAAGUGUCAGCAGCCUAUUUGUAAUCCGUUGUAAA
This is a messenger RNA of Plutella xylostella (diamondback moth), 2105 nucleotides long. It is a transcript of the gene slmb, whose product is annotated as beta-transducin repeat containing E3 ubiquitin protein ligase slmb. Lineage: Eukaryota; Metazoa; Arthropoda; Insecta; Lepidoptera; Plutellidae. The record is from RefSeq and is a predicted model, not a curated record. Gene Ontology annotation, molecular function: protein dimerization activity.